AUGUCAUCCUUAUUCGUAGCAUUCUGCUUAGCUAAAAAUGUUACUGGGAAUGACAAGUACAUCUCCGGAACUGCAUUAUACCGAAUUAACCAAACGACUGACAAAUUCAGAGAAAUUACCUUUAAAGGAUUUAUGUCUAAUUCUGACUCCUUGAUAAUGCCUUUUGAAAAAAAUUCAAUCGUAUUCUUUAUCGGCCAUUAUGCUUAUGAAGACCUAGAAUAUGUUACUUUGGUUCAAACUGUUCCAAUUUCUUUUUCCGAAGACAAUUAUGUUCUUGCUCCCGAAGAUCUUCUGAAUUUGUCUUCUUUAUUAAUUUAUACUGCUGCUGUGAUCUCUGAUCCAUAUAUUCCUGAUAAUCAAGAUGGUCGAGAAAGUUUCGUAAUGGCAAGACGAUUAUAUAAUGGCAUCACUAAUAAUAAAAAUGUUGAAUCAAAAGUUAUUGUAUCAUAUACGAAUGAAAACAAUCGUUAUAAUACUAUGAAAAAUAAUUUGAAAAAGACAGUCAUAUCUGUUAUAGGGCGUUUAAAAAUUGGAUCAAAAAAACUUCUCCAUAUUCUCGCUUCUGACAUUGAGUGGACUUAUGUUUCUAAUGAUAUCCAACCUUCAAGUACCACAAACAACACAAAAGUAACUUCUGAAAUUGAACUCGACGAACAUCUUGACAGUAUUGAAGAAAAGUAUGCUACAAUGACAUUGCAACUUCCUCAAAAAAGACAAAGAAUUAAUCUGUGCAACCUUCAAUAUAACAAACAUUCAAAUGAAAAAGCCACUUCACUUAAUUUUGCUGAGCUUAUUUUACAGAUCCAAAAAGAACCUCCUGCUGAAACAACCUACGCUGAAUCCUCCUUAUCAACUGCUAAUCAUGAAUUUUCAUCUCGAGAAAAUAAUCAAAAUAUUCCUUCUUGCGCAACUCGUGUUGAAGACGAAGAUGAAGCUGAUACACUUAUAAGUGAUGAUGAUAAUGAUUCUAUUAAGCUCUCUCAUAUUCAACCUCAAAAUCCAAAACCUGAAACUAAAG
This is a messenger RNA of Dentiscutata erythropus, 1018 nucleotides long. The record is from the annotation of a GenBank genome assembly. NCBI's taxonomy places the organism in Eukaryota, Fungi, Glomeromycota, Glomeromycetes, Diversisporales, Gigasporaceae.